CUGACAGGACAGGUCACACACUUGUUCUAGGUCGUCUCACACAAGCACGGACGAGCUGAAAAACAGCAACUGUGAUCCAUGUGUCACAGGCAGUACCACUCACUUGGUUCCUGAUAUUUUUCUUCUGCCUUUAGUUUGUGAACCAGACAGGAAGUGAUGAAAGUAUUUAUUGCUGUGGCGCUUUGGAACGGAAGAUUUUCCUCGUCUCAUCAAUGCUCGGGAAACCACACCCUCAGACCUCCUUCCUCCGGGCUUGUGUGAGCUCUGCAGAUGUUGAGACUUGAGAUGCAAGAGUGCCGGGCCUUCAUCGUCUUCUUCUCACUUCAAACAUGGAAGCAGACACCAGACAAACCUUCUGAUGUCCACCCAUCCUCCUUUCCUCCUCGCCGUCUUCACUUCUCUCCUGUCAACCAUUUUGCUCCAUCCAAACUUUGUUCUGUUUCGUCUUCCCCCGCUUCAUCCCACCUCUUCCCUCUGCUUCGUCCAUCCCUCCUGAGGUUCCUCCUGCUCCUCCUGGCCUCCCUGUUUUUACUGCCCCGCUCAGCACAAGCGGCCUGGUUUCAGGUCGGGGUGGUGGGGCCGUGGGGGUGUGACCCUCUCUUUGCCAAAGCCCUCCCCAGUGUCGCUGCACAGCUUGCCGUCAAUCGCAUCAACAAGGACCGCUCGCUGUCCUACGCUGCAACCUUUGACUACACUGUGCUGCAGGAGCCAUGUGAGACCUCAAGGGCGCUUGAGAAGUUCAUCGGUUUCCACACAAAGGCCUCAGGGUACAUCGGACCAUCCAACCCCAGCUACUGUGACGCUGCUUCAAUGUUGAGCAAAGGCUGGAACAAAGCUUUGUUUUCUUGGGGUUGCGUUGGCGUCGAGCUGGACGAUGUUCGGAGCCACCCGACCUUUGCCCGCUCCAUGCCGAGGCCCACUUGGGUGCUGCUCAGCGUCCUAAACUACUUCAGGUGGGCCCACGUUGGCAUCAUCUCUUCCUCAGAGGACAUCUGGGUGGAGACGGCCACUAAGGUAGCUGAUUCGUUGAGGAGCCACGGUCUGCCAGUCAGACUGGUCAGCAUCAUGGAGAACACGCCUCACGGCAUCAGACGAACUCUGACCAAGCUCCGCAAGAUGGCGGAAAUACGUGUUGUGAUCCUCUGCAUGCACUCCGUCCUGAUUGGCGGUGGAGCCCAGAAGCAGCUCUUGGAGACGGCGUACGACAUGCAACUGACUGACGGCUCCCUGGUCUUUGUGCCCUACGACACCCUGCUCUACAGCCUGCCCCACCGCAACGUGACCUAUCCGGCUCUGAAGAAGAACAGCAAGCUGCUGCGGGCCUACGACGCUGUGUUAACCGUGACCAUCAACUCCCCCCAGGUGUCCUUCUACGAGGCCUACAGCGAUGCCGUGGAGAGGGGAGAGCUGGCCGGGACGCUGAAGCCUCAGCAGGUGUCUCCACUCUUCGGCACCAUCUACAGCUCCGUCCUCUUCAUGGCUCACGCGGUGCAUCGCGUUCGGCAGGCUGGGGAGUGGAUGUCUGGGGGAAACCUGGCAAGACACACCCACAACCUGGACUUCCAGGGCUUCAGCCACCCAAUCAAAACCAACGGCUCUGGAUCAGCUCUGCUGGAAUACGUCAUCCUGGACACGGACGGACUCUCCUGGGAACUGAAGCCAACAUACAAGAUCGACAUGGAAGCCGGUAUGGUGCGUUUCCUUGGUCGAGAAAUCCACUUCCCUCGUGGCUAUAGACCCAGGAAGGACGCCUCCUGCUGGUUUACUCCUGGGGUCAUCUGCUCUGGGGGUGUGGAUCUGUUCUCAACCAUUAGCAUGUUCCUCGAAGCGAUGGCCGCCUCUGUUGUCGGCGUGGCAGCUGCUUACUGCAUCAGGCGACGCAUCAAUCAGAUCCGACAGGUGAAGGGUCCAAACAGGAUCCUGCUGACUCUGGCUGACGUCACAUUCAUCAACCCGUCGCUUAGCAACAAGAAGCUGAGUAUGGAUGGCAGCAGGACGAGGAGCGUCUCGGACACGUCGCAGGGCUCGUCCCAGUCCCCGGCCACCUACGAGAACUCCAACGUCGUCAUUUUCGAGGGGGACUGGGCCUGGUUGAAGAGACUUCCUAACGGGACGUUCAGCCGCAUCUACCCCAAAACCAGCCAGGUGUUUGAACUGAUGAAGGACAUGCGUCACGAGAACGUCAACCCCUUCCUGGGCUUCUUUCACGACUGCGGCGUGUUUGCCAUCGUGACCGAGUUCUGCUCCAGGGGAAGUCUGGAGGACCUGGUGCUCAACGACGACGUCAAACUGGACUGGAUGUUCAAGUCCUCGCUGCUGCUGGAUUUGAUCAAGGGAAUGAAGUACCUCCACCACCACGGCGUGUCCCACACUCGACUCAAGUCCCGUAACUGCGUGGUGGACGGACGUUUUGUCCUGAAGGUCACAGACUACGGCUACAACAAGGUCCUGGAGGCUCAGAGGUUCCCCUACGUGGAGACGCCUGCCGAGGACUUGCUGUGGACGGCUCCGGAGAACCUGAGGAGCGGUCAGCCGGAGCUUCACGGGACUCUGUCUGGAGACGUGUACAGCUUCGCCAUCAUCAUGCAGGAGGUGGUGAUCCGAGGGCCCCCCUUCUGCAUGAUGGACCUGUCCGCCACAGAUAUAGUAGAGAAGAUUCGUAAGCCGCCUCCUCUGUUCCGGCCCCUGGUCAGUCCGGACUUCGCUCCGUUGGAGUGCAUCCAGCUGAUGAAACAGUGCUGGAACGAACAGCCAGAGAAGAGACCGAACUUUGAGGAGAUCUUUGACCGGUUUAAGAACAUCAACAAGGGGAAGAAGACCAACAUCAUCGACUCCAUGCUGCGGAUGCUGGAGCAGUACUCGUCUAACCUGGAGGAGCUGAUCCGGGAGCGAACGGAGGAGCUGGAGAUCGAGAAACAGAAGACGGAGAAGCUGCUGACUCAGAUGCUUCCUCCGUCUGUGGCCGAGGCUCUGAAAGUGGGCGGCGCGGUGGAACCGGAGCACUUUGACAGCGUGACGCUCUAUUUCAGCGACAUCGUCGGCUUCACCACCAUCUCGGCCAACAGCGAACCCAUCGAGGUGGUGGACCUGCUCAACGACCUGUACACAGUCUUUGACGCCAUCAUCGGAAACCACGAUGUCUACAAGGUGGAGACUAUCGGUGAUGCUUACAUGGUGGCGUCUGGUCUUCCUGUCGCCAACGACAACCGCCACGCUGCAGAGAUAGCCAACAUGGCCCUCGACAUCCUGAGCGCCGUGGGAACCUUCAAAAUGAGACACAUGCCAGACGUUCCUGUCAGGAUCCGUAUAGGACUGCACACAGGUCCGUGUGUAGCAGGUGUGGUAGGUCUCACCAUGCCACGCUACUGUCUGUUUGGAGACACGGUGACCACCGCCUCUCGCAUGGAGUCCUCUGGGUUACCCUACAGGAUCCACGUCCACCAGAGUACUGUGAAGGUGCUGCUGGACUUAAACGCCGGCUACAAGCUGGAGUUGAGAGGCCGGAAGGAAGUCAAGGGGAAAGUGGUGGAGGAGACCUACUGGCUUGUCGGGAGAGAAGGAUUUAACAAACCACUUCCUGUUCCUCCAGAGAUCAAGAGUGGGCAAGGGGCCCACGGGCUCCAGAUGGCUGAGAUAGCCCAGUACAAGAAACAAAAAGCCGAGAGACAUCAACAGGAGCAGCUUACAAAGAGGAAAAACUGAGCUUUUGCAUCACAACAAAGGAGUCAAAAGGACCUGAGACGCGUUUCACAAGGCGGUGAAGAUCUUUAACGUCCGGGUCAUGACUCAGCAAUCCGCACCUGAAGAGGACCACUACGUCAUGGUGACCACAGACAGAAC
Molecule: messenger RNA, 3840 nt
Organism: Etheostoma cragini (Arkansas darter)
Lineage: Eukaryota; Metazoa; Chordata; Actinopteri; Perciformes; Percidae
Gene: gc2
Product: guanylyl cyclase 2
Exons: 25
Coding region: 271-3702 (1143 amino acids)
Biological process (GO): intracellular signal transduction; protein phosphorylation; receptor guanylyl cyclase signaling pathway
Molecular function (GO): peptide receptor activity; protein kinase activity; ATP binding
Source: RefSeq, a predicted model, not a curated record